Penicillium paradoxum is the source of this 735-nucleotide messenger RNA. RefSeq lists its product as uncharacterized. The record is from RefSeq and is a predicted model, not a curated record. The transcript has a single exon. The coding region runs from base 1 to 735 and encodes 244 amino acids. Lineage: Eukaryota; Fungi; Ascomycota; Eurotiomycetes; Eurotiales; Aspergillaceae.
AUGAGCAACGCCACCCAUCAACUUCGACAGAAGCUGUCCAUGACGCGCCUUCUCAACCCACGCCGCUCGAUCUUCGACUACACGGGGGACUCAAAAGCUUUUGUUAUUCCCGGAUGGAUUCUUGUCCCCCCAGAAGUGCGCGAUGCUAUGCUUCAUCUGGAGUACAGAGCUACGGUAGCUAUUUUUAGCAUGAAAUCCCUCAUGGUGAUGCGGGACAGCCGCUAUUUCGAGAUGUGCCCCAGUGAUAAGGACUCAGCAAGCUACAAGAUGCAUAAAGCCUCCAUGCAACGCCUUCUUGAAUGGAAGGAAGACUGGGACAUACUUGAUCCAACCCUCGCAACUUCAGCCAAGAUCCCCCGUGAGUCCUUGCGGUUCUGUGUCGACUCAAUCGCCUAUGGCAGAUACAUUUCUGAAUAUACCACAAGAAUUGACUUAUUCAUGAGCGGUCCUUAUCAACAUUGGCGUCAGAUGCGCAUCGAAGUCGAACACCUUGCCUUCCGUCUUAUGGGCCACAAGAAACACGAGUAUGAGGAGUGGCGUACCUGGUGGGAUGGCAAAUUUGCUAAUGACAUGUGGGAAUGGGAUUCCUGUCUUGAAGGCCUGGUUCUUCCUCUCUGGGAAGAAGUCGUUGACGAUGUUUACCUCAUGAUCAAAGACCGCGUCGAAGAGCCCGAGGGGCUGGCCCGCUCGUUCCACAUCAGCGGUCCGUCUUCAGCUUCAGUUUCGCCCAACUGA